Molecule: messenger RNA, 408 nt
Organism: Linum trigynum
Lineage: Eukaryota; Viridiplantae; Streptophyta; Magnoliopsida; Malpighiales; Linaceae
Source: the annotation of a GenBank genome assembly
AUGGAUUUAUUAGAGAUGUGGGUGAUCUUCGGACCAGGGGUGUCAGGUGCUGUUUUUGGAGCUGGGUGGUGGUUCUGGGUAGAUGCUGUGGUUUGCAGUUCAGUUCAAGUCUCAUUUGUGCACUACCUUCCUGGUAUAUUCGCAUCCAUUGCAGCUCUGAUGUUUAACUGUGUCAGAAAAGAGGAUAUCGACUACUCUCCAUAUGACGAAGGCGAAUGGAGAUUGAAGCUGUGGCUCUUCUUUGCAUACGUGGUCUCCUUCGUUUCGCUCGCAGCAUCGGUUGGUUUGUUGAUACAAGACUCGAUUGUCGUGGACGGGCCUUCGGUGUGGACGGGAGUAGCUGGAGUCUUGCAGUGUGUGUUUGUACUGAUCAGUGGAUUGAUCUACUGGACAUCACACUCGGAAUGA